GCUUACUCCACCAGUACGCUUCGUACUGCCGAUGAGCUCUCAAAUUUUGUAUCUUGUAUUCUUGAAUUCUUGUACUCUUGUACUCUUGUAUUCUUGUAAUCUUGUACUCUUGUAUUCUUGUAUUCUUGAAUUCUUGUAUUCUUGAAUCACUGUAUGAAUGUUUGUAGGAGGAGGAGGUCGACCCCGAGGACAUUCUCUAUGUUGAUAGGGUUGUUCGCUAUGAUAACUCGGAUGGGGAGCAGGGGGAGGUGACCAUUCCUGUAGCUUCUCCUCCGCACCGGAGGUCGUAUGAUGUUGUACCGGAGCAUUAUGCAGCUGCGCCUCGGGUGAGAGUGCGUCGCUGGAUGCUCAUAAUUGAUUCUUUGAAGAGGCAUUGUGCCAAGCUGACCCAGAAGCUUUCUGGCCGGGACAUAGAGGAGCGCCGUCGAGGUCGCAGAGGUUCCGUUGACAGGGAGCCCCAAGUGGAGACUUUGUUGAGGCAGGAUGGACCGAGCAUGGAUUUGGGACAGGGGUCCGGUGCUGGUACUUAUAAGAGGCAUUCUGAUGCUGAUAAGGGAGCUGCCCCUUUUGUGUAUGUUGAUCCCACCAUGCAUUCUUUUGGGGGUGCGAGCAGUUCGAGGCCUUUUGUUCCUCCAUCCGGUUACUAUUUCGGAGGGAACGGCCCUCAGCCUUGGGGUGCGGAUCCUUGGACUUGCUGGCAGGAGAUGGAGAGGAUGCGUCAGGUCUAGAUGUUUGAGGCGCAGCGCCGGUUCAUGGCGAUGUCGCAGCCUUAUCAGUACCCUUCCCCUCAGCAGGGAGCUUAUCACUCUCCCGGUACUCUUCGUAUCUCGGAGCAGGAGCCUGGUACCCCUAGGACAGAGCUGGAUCGGGAUCUGGAGCGCCUUAGGAGGCGCAGCAGGAACAAGGAGCCCGUGGUUGACAAUACGGCUGAUGAUGACUCGGACUGACCCUACAUGGUAGCGAGUUCCAGCUUGCCUAGAUUGAGUUUUUAUGGGUUGUAUUUGUAUGGAUUUGUAUGGUUCAAUUUGAAAGUUGAACUUUUGUAUGGCUUUGAAUUUUGCAAGGUUUGGAAUUUUUAAAUCUUGUAUGGCUGAAUAUUGGUUUUUGUAUAGUUGAAAAUUGAAC
Messenger RNA from Spinacia oleracea (spinach), 1125 nucleotides. RefSeq lists its product as uncharacterized. The transcript is spliced from 3 exons. The record is from RefSeq and is a predicted model, not a curated record. The coding region runs from base 345 to 728 and encodes 127 amino acids. NCBI's taxonomy places the organism in Eukaryota, Viridiplantae, Streptophyta, Magnoliopsida, Caryophyllales, Amaranthaceae.